UGCCUUGUUUUUGGCUCUGCAUCUCUCGUGAGACACAUCGAUGACGCCAUGGGGAUAGCAGUACGAGUUUGGGCAGCCGCCAUGCUGCGGCUGCUGCUUUCUUUGUCGCUCGUCGCCGCGCGCCAUGCUGCGGCGUGUUAGGCUGCUCGCCGUCGCGGCCGCCGUCGCGGCCGCCGUCCCGCGCGACUGCCCGUCGAAGCACCUGCGCCACGACGCCGUCGAGCGGCCGGCGACGUUCGCGCUCGACGCGCGGCUCGUCGACGCCCUGCGCGCGCCGGGCGUGGCCCUCGCGUGGCUCGGCGCCGUCCAAGGCGUCCGCUGGCGGAAGGUCCGGCCCUUCGCGUGCUCUUUCUUAGCGGCGACGAGCAAGGGCUCUUUGUUCGUCCUCGUUUGGAAUCGGACCGCGACCGACCUGGCCGAGAUCGCGGGGCUCGGCGAGCGCGUCCGCGCGCUCAGACUACCGCCGUCCGAGGACGCGUCCGCGCUCGUGCAACACGCGCGGUACCGGGCUUACGCGCACUUCCUCGCCGCGAACCCCGACGUCAAGACGCUCGGCGUCUCGGACGCGACGGACGUCGUCUUCCAGCGCGACCCGUUCGCGCUCGUGAGGGACCCGCGGCAUCUCGUCGUCUCGGACGAGAGCGCGCGCUACACCGUCGCCUCGGAACCCUCGGGCGGCAACCGCUACUGGGUCCAGUGCCUCUACGGGCCGCCUCUCUUUCGGGUGGUGGGCGCGCGGCGCGUGAGCUGCUCGGGCGCGACGGCCGGGGGGCGGGACGCGAUGCGCGCGUAUUUAGAAACGAUGGCGUCGGAGCUCGCGGCGCUGCUGCCGCCGCGCGUCAUGCACGACAUGCCCCGGUCGAUUCCGUUCAAUUUCUACCGAGGGUUCGACCAGGGCGUCCACAACGCGUUACUAGAGAGCGCCUUUGCUCUCGCGUAUAACGUGACGCGGUCGGAUUUGCUCUUCACGGGCAACGGCCAGCGCCUCGGGUCCGACUACGAGCUCCGCGACGGCGCCGUUUUUGUGAAGGGCGCCGCGGCGGCCGUCGUCCACCAGUGGAACCGCAUGCUCGACGGCGGACCGGCCGCGGCCCGACGGCGCUGCCGCUGACGAAGCCUAGGUAUUAAUUUGUGUUGUUUCU
Molecule: messenger RNA, 1142 nt
Organism: Pelagomonas calceolata
Lineage: Eukaryota; Pelagophyceae; Pelagomonadales; Pelagomonadaceae
Source: the annotation of a GenBank genome assembly